UGCCAGCCAUGUCCUGCCUCUAAAACAAAAAUACAGGGUUUUAUUAGCAUUUUAACGCAUACACUAAGAGCAGACCUGCUUCUCUUUUUCUAUAUAUAUGUAUAUAUAUUUUUUCUAGAGAUAACAAGAAAAAAACAAGAAGGAGAGAAAAUGUCUUCCCCCGCGCAGGAGAGGAGCUGUGGCGUUCAGCUGCUGAGCGCGAUGCUGCUGCUGCUCUCGCUCUCCGGUUGUUCAAGCAUGGAUGUGCUCGUGGCCAAUUCCAUUAAUGCAUUGAAUGGAACAACUGUCAAAAUCCCCUGCACAUUCACUUCCUGCUACAGGAUGGAUACUACCAAAUUUUCCAUGAACUGGACCUACCAAGAAACACUCAACGAUACAGAGGAGAUGUUUAUGACAUACUAUAAGAAAAAAGGGAUGGUGCCUCUGCGUUCAGACCGGUUUGGAGAGCGUGUCAUGUUUGCUGGGAACCUGGAUAAGAAUGAUCUGUCAAUCACCCUAUCAGAUGUUCAGGUGGAGGAUGUGGGAAUUUACAACUGCUAUGUGAGAAACCCCCCAGACCGCAUCCAGGGACAUGGCGUCAUACAGCUCAAUGUUGUCACUGAACUUCCCCCUCCAAGGGAUUCAACUAUAGCAGUUGCGAUUGGGGCAUCAGUGGGCGGAGCAUUGGCACUGCUGAUCCUUUCCAUGGUGGUAGUGAAAUGUCUUCGUCGACACCGGAAACAGGAGCUGAUUUCGGAAGAGAAGAUGGAGGAGGAGGGAAAACUGGAGGCUGAGGGUGUUGCAGAGGAGGGAACCAAACAACCAUAGCUGGGUAUUGUGAUUGAUCCAGGAGAAUGUGGAGCUCUCACCCCCAACACCUCCUCUGAUGUGUACCCCCCUCCCGAAGAUCUAUCGUAAACACUGCUUGAAUCAUUGUCCACUGAUACUUCCAUCUCCUCUGCAUGUGUGUGUGUGCCGUAGCACACAAGUGUGCUGGUUCGUGUGUAUGUGUGUGUAGCGUGCGUACUGAAUGUGUCUAUGUGUGCGUGCCUAAUUCCAUAUGUCUGUGUGAGAUCUUGUGUGUCUUUUUCCAUGAAAUAAGGCAGGGAACACUUUUCUGCAGCUUAACCACAAACUGCAUAUUAGGUUUUCAUAGCAACAAGUCAAUAUCAAGCAUAAGCAUUAGAGGUCUCAUGAUAAGCGAUGGCAUUUUCAUAGCACACUAUAGGCUAGGGCUGGGCGGUAUGACCUAAAACAUAUACCAUGGUAUAUUUUGAAUAUGGAAUGGCAACAAUACCACAGCAUCACAACCUCUAAUUUUAGCUCUCAAGCUUUAAUAGCAAUUCAGUCCAGGGCUUUGGGACUGUUUAUUGCCUGAAGUCCAUUAUUAACCGACUAUUUAAACUUAAAAGUGGUUGUAGAGGCAGAGCUUCAUAGCUGAUAGAAGUUAAAAGCCUAUCACACUGCAGAGCAGAUGUUGUUGUUGUGUGUAUCUGUUGUGUGAUGGGAUGCCGUCUGCUCCACUGUCUCACAACAGCUGCAGUCCAGCUUUGGGAUUUUGUUUUGGGUGAAGUGUUUUGGUUUAACAUACUGUGAAUCCAUUGCCUUAAUGCCAUGUUUCCCUGGGUACCAUGUCUUAACAUAGCUGCAGACAUAAUGCAUGUGUGGUGUCCUUCCACAUGUGCUUUUGCGAAAUUAUGUCUACAUGUCUAAAUGGUGUCAACUUCAAACAUUCCUUAAAGGCAUGGAGGUUUUUAUAGCAAAAACAGUUGCCCUGCAUAAUGACUUGUUACAAUAGGAAAAGCACAGAUACUGCUAAUCACAUAAAUGCUGGCUCUGUUUUAUUCAAGUGUGACACUAGCUGUGUCAGAAAUCACUGCCUAUUUAGUAUAUAGUGCACUAUAUUCAGCCUUCACCAUUUUCUUUGUAUGUGUAAAAUGUAGUCACUAUAUAGUGCCCCCCAAAAAAUCCCACAAUGGAACAAAAAGUAGUGACAAUACAUUGUGUCUUAUUUUGAAAAAGUGAAAUUUAUAGUCCAAUAACAUUAGUUUUUGGUAACACAAAAUUUAUUUUCAUUCAAGUUUCUUAAAUUUCCAAGUGUAGAAUGAACAAUUAUAUGAAUGAAUGUGAGAGCCGGUGUGACAUUGAGUCAGCAUGCACAAUACCAGGACCCUGAACUUGAAGCAGCUAAAUGGAGUUCAGCCAUUAAUCAUUUUAUUAUUUACACCUGUGCUUUUUCUUCUGUGAUAAGUCAGAAAGUCUUCUGUGCAAAGGGCAGGUGAUGUUAUCCAAUUAUCUCUUGGUCUUGCCUGUGUCUUUUAUUUGUUUUUUUUUAUUCAUUCAUUUUAGUUAACAAUCAAAAGUGUUUUUUUAGUGUAAAAGUUGUAUGCUUGCUCUCAGUGACACAAAUAAGGGCAACUGCAUUGGUUAUAAUGUGGUGAGUUGUAGUGAUGCUUUCAGAGCACUUCAUGUGACCUUAUAUUUAUUUAAUUCAGAACAAACAGCAUAGCCAAAUAUAUAUACAUACAUAUAUAUAUAUAUAUAUAUAUAUAUAUAUAUGUAUUGUUGUCAUUAUAGGUUAUACCAUCCACCCCUAUACUGGGUACUUGAUCAUCCAGCCUGGCCUUGUACAAAGGUUUGACAUGUUAGUGAACCUGAUACAGAGGUUGCAGUAGCAGGCACAGAUUUCAGUUCAGUCUAGCAAGGGUUACAAUUAGUCUUCAUUCUUUAAGAGCAUACAAUACUUGCAAUAUUUGUAACUGCAAUACAUCGUACUACCAUUUGCACAUACUGCAUAGGAAAAACAGUGACAGUGUUGAGCUUUCCUCUCAGAAUAUUUCCCUACAAUACAAAUAAAGCGGGAACUGGAGGACUAUGAGGUUCAAGAUAAAAUGAGGUGAAUUAUUGUUGACUACAUGAGUCAAAAACAUAUCAAAGACAAUUUAAAGUGAAAAUCUCACAUUGCACCCACAAUCAUAUAAGUCAUGUUCAUGUUAGCCUGUAUUUAUAAUUAUAGAGAUAGAAAUAAAGGCUGCCUAAACAGAGACCUACACAGACAACAGUAGCACAACAACAACAAUAACCUUUACCAUGACCCAUAUCACACGCAGAUAAGAGCCGAGUCCCACUAAAGACUAAUUUAGGAAGUAAUACUAAACAAUGAUCGUAAUUAAAAUAUAAGAUGUUUAUAUUUAUGACUGACAGAGAACAGCUUAUUGAUGAAUGUUUGGUUUGGUUAGUGUCUCCCUAUAAAUUGUAGUUGUUGUAUCCACCUAACAAGUAGAAUAUGUUAUUUUGGUUAAAUGAUGCCUGUACAAUGUACUAUAGUGCCAUGAAUGCAUGUCAAACAAUGCAUAUCAAAAAGAAAAAUGUAAUUAAAGAAAGUGAGAAAAAUCUGUUCUGUUAGUUUUCCCAAAAACACACAGUAAUGUCAGUCAGCAUGUUUAAGAUGGUGUCAUUUUUUAUUAAAUAUUAUGAUACCUGAUUUUCAUUUUUAAUUUAAUUUUGAUACAUGCGUAUGUAUAUAUAUAUAUUUUUUUUUUUUUGCUUGUGUAUAUCAUUUAUAGCGUGUCAGAGGUAUUUGGUUGCAAUUUGAUAUAAUUAAUUUGUCUCCUGUUAACUAUCAAUAAACAGCUAAAUCUUAUAUAUUUCAUAUCAUGAAAAAAGCAUCCAUACAAGCUCUUAAAAUCUAAAUCUUUUUACUCGUAUUUCAACCAGAGUCCAGCUGGAACCAGAGAUUUUUAUGCAUUUUAAAGCCAUUGCACCUAGAUACAAUACACUUUUUUGUGUCUAUUUUAAAGCAGAUUAACAUAUUAAAAGUUGUAAGGAUACAAGUUUUAAACCUUAUAUUCUAGCUCUUUCUCCAAAGUAAUGCCUUUACCUCAACAGUGGUGUUUAAAACUGUAGAUAUUGUUUUGCACAUUAACACAUUGACACCUAAAUAUAAUCAUUAUGGAGAGCAUGUAAAUAUAAAGGAAAUGGGGAACACAUAUAAAGCUAACCUUAUCAAGAUGGUAUAUUGGAAUGUGGCUGUUAUAACAGAAAUAUGGCAUGGGAUUGUAUGGUUAAAUGGGAAACGUAUCAGUAGUGUACUUAUUUGAUCAUUUAUUUGGUUGGAGCACCUUGAAUGUUACAAAAUAUAUAUAUUCUCUUUAAAAAAAAAUACUGAAUCACUAUUUAAUGUCACUUACAUGUUAUAGCAUGUGAGCUUUGUUAAUCUCUGAAUGUCCUAUGAUGUUUUAACUACAACAGGCCAGUUGUGUCUGUGCUACCUGUGAUGUGUCAAGCUGGUUAGCUAUGUCAUCAAGCUAUUGGAGGGUCGAUAGUGCUUCUAUAUUUGGUGGCUGGGGCAUUGCUGGUUUUUGACAUUGUUAAAAAAAAACUGUGUACAGGUCUGUGUUUAGGCCUAUUACUUAAUUAGGGUCUUUUAAUGGUUUUUGUCAUUUAUGAUUUUAUAAUCUAUGUUUUCCAAAACUAAAUGUGAUGUAUUGUGUGAUUUCCUGACAUAUCAAAAGUGCAUCUUUUGCAUCAAAAUAAUAUAAAAUUCACAAUUACAUGUUGCUCUGUAAUCAUCGAUAAAGCUAGUGGUAAUUUAAAGGAGCUAUUUGUUAGUUUUGCUAUUGCUACAUAACUAAGUUAGCAUUAACAGCUGUUUACUUCCCAGGU
This is a messenger RNA of Seriola dumerili (greater amberjack), 4644 nucleotides long. It is a transcript of the gene scn2b, whose product is annotated as sodium voltage-gated channel beta subunit 2. The coding region runs from base 151 to 807 and encodes 218 amino acids. Gene Ontology annotation, cellular component: membrane. Lineage: Eukaryota; Metazoa; Chordata; Actinopteri; Carangiformes; Carangidae. The transcript has 6 exons. The record is from RefSeq and is a predicted model, not a curated record.